AUGGUCGAUCGCACGGCCUACCCAGAUGGGAAGGUCCCUGAGCUGGCAGUUCGCCAGAUCUUUGGGCGCCAAAAGCUGCCAUCAAACAUGUGCUUGCUCAUGGCCGAGAUCGGCAUGGUGUCUGUAGAGCGCGUUGCCAUGCUCGGCGACAACAUUGCCACGGUCAAGACGACGCUCAAGACGCUCGUUGCGGAUGAGAACAAGUUCGGGGCGUCUCCCCCCGAACGCGAGCUCUCCCUGACGAUGCUCGCGGCUGUGUGGCGUUCGUCCUCCACUUUGCAAGAUCAUGUAGCCACUAGGCGCUCCAAGAUGGAAGAAGAUCCUAACAAGAUUCCUGAAAUCCCAGGGGAGGAUCACGCCGAGUUCAGGGAAAUCUUCGUGCAGGCUCACCCGGACGUGAUCCUGAACUACCACAAAGAGCCUCACCAAAAGCUCGUGGAAAAGCUCUACCGUGAUUACGUAGUUCAUGGAGCCGUCUCGUUCUAUGAAGUCGCGGAGAUGCGCACAAGGGCCGAUCGGCUCGUGCAGACUGGCGGCCUCACCAAGACGGCUGACGACCUGAUCAAGGUCGUCCAGAUGGAUUCGAAAUGUUCCGUGGCGUCUGAGAGCCAAGUCCUGGAUCGGCUUCACGCCUUCUUCGUGGUGCUCGAGUACCUCAACAUCUGUGAGUUCUCGCACAAGGCCGGGCCACUUAAGUACCUCGCCGAGCUCGAAGAGUGGCGACAUGACAAUCGCGGUCUGGCUCUCCUGCUCUCGGUGGACACGCUCAUUCGCAAGAAAGUAUUUAAACUUAACCAUGAUCGAAGGCGUGAUUUCCCUUCUUUUUCGGCGGCACUUCUGGAGGUCCUGCAGAACCACAAGCAGCUCUGGAAUGAUGCGCGGUCGUCUGCCGAGAUCGACAAGUUUCGACCCCCAAGAAGAGAGGCCAAAGCGGAGCUCUCUCCCAAACAAAAGAAGAACCGGGCUCGGCGCGAGAAGCAGCGCGCGCUUCUGAAAGCCGCCAAGGAGCUCAACAACAACAAGAAGAAAGACAAAGAUCGCGAAACACGCGGAGAAGUGCCGAAGAUCGCGCGGGAUGCUCGAAUCCCCGAGAAAGAAUGGUCCAAGAUCAUGAGCUUCAAGUACUCUGGCAAGAAGCGGUGCCCUUGGUUCAACUGCUCUCUUGGGUGCCGCUUCGGUGAUCAGUGCCGGGAUCUGCACACAUGUGCUCGGAUAGCGGGGAAACCUUGCAAGCCUCCUGAUCAGUGGCUCACGUGGGAUGACGUGCCCAUGGAUCCAGUGGAGGUCGCACGACAAGGACCUUUCUUUCUCGAGAUCUUCGCAGGCGAAGGGGGAAUCACACGUCAUCUUCGUGCUCUACACGUGCCCGUUCUCCCGCCUGUGGAUGUGGUCCAAAGUGGAGAAGUCGCGCAAGCUCGUGAUGUCCUUGAUGCUCAAUUUUGGGAUCGCAUUUUGGCGCUUGCCCGGGCAGGGGCCAUCAUGUUCGUCCACCUGGGCACACCCUGCAGCUCUUUCAGCAUCGCUCGCGAACUUCCGGAAGGCCCCCCGCCAGUUCGGUCUUCGGAUGUGCCGAUGGGCUUCCCCGAUCUCCCACCGCAUUUACAAGCUGUACGAGAUCUAGGCAAUUUGCUGCUCGGGCGCUCAAUCGAGAUCGCGGAGAUAGUCCUUGCUGCAGGAGGCGAUUUCUCGCUCGAGAACCCGCUCUCCAGCAUUUUAUGGGUCACACCUGUGGUCUUGAGUUUGCGGCAGCGCCACCGGCUCUUCGACGUCGAUGUGGAUCAGUGCGCCUUUGGUGCGAGAUCUCGCAAGCCCACGCGCUUCCUGGUCUCCUCCCAAAUUUGCACGCAAUGGGCUCGCGCUUGUCCAGGGGGACACGGUCACCUCCGCCUUCGGGGCGCUGUUCGUGAUGUUCAAGGCCGGGUCUGCUUCGUCACAAAGGCUGCGCAAGUCUACCCCGAGGCGCUCUGUGCAACCAUUGCUGGCACGAUCCAAGAAAUACUUUCGGGCGAUUGCCCGUGGUUCCAGGCAACCUACGCGCUCAAAGAUGAUGCGCCCCGUAAGAGGCCGCUAGGAGACGUUCGUCUCUGGAGAGGCCAUCGACAGGCUGAGGGCGCUCGUCUCGCACAGUUCGCCGGCUACCAGCUCAAACGGGGCGCCGUCAAACCGCUCUUGGACACGGAGGUCGAACCGGGGGUGGCGAUGCAAUGGACCAUGAAGAUCCUCCACCCGUUCACUGUGCCAACUGAACUCCCGGAACCAUUGCCUGUGAUCAUCAAGGUCAUGGCACAGUUCCCACGGCAGUUGGCCAGCCGCCGAGAGCUCAAAUUAGCAUGGUGGGGAAAGCGCGCGCUGGAGCUCAUGCCUGCUUCGCUCCAGCGGAUUGCCGCGGUUUCCGAUCGGGCUCUUCGUCGCCUUUUGCGAGGAGUUCCGGAAAACCAUCUUCCGCAACUGGGGCAGUUCUGCCACAUUUGUCUGUUCGAGGAAUUGCUCAAGGCAGCAGGUUCCGCGGAUCACGAGCUGCCCCGCUUCUUGCUCUACGGCUUUCCCAUCGUGGGUCCCAUCUCCAGGUCCAAUCGAUGGCCGAAGUAUGUCAAGCCGCAAGCUGUUCGUCCUAUCUCUGAGGCACUCGACAGGGCCUGGGAUCUGCGAAGGAUGGUCGUUAAUAGGGUCGGUGGGGUUCCGGUUUCUGAUGCUCUAAGGAAAAUUUGGGAAGGAACUCUCGACGAUGUGGCUGACGGUUCUUGUGUGGGGCCGUUCGACUCCGAGGACGCCGUCUCCCGGUUCGUUGGUGCUGAUGACUGGAUCCCUACGCAAAGAUUCGAGGUCAUUCAGAAGGAUAAGGUCAGGGGUUGCGAUAGUGCUACCUCCAACAUGAUCAACAAGAUCACGGAGAUCACGGAAAAGCUCCAGCUGCCUUCCACGGAUCUGAACGUUGCUGCUUUGAAGGAACUCAAGAUGGCAUUGGGCGAUCGAGCUCUCUCAGGAUGGGUUCUCGAUGAGAAGAAGGCCUAUCGGCAAGUCCCGAUCGCCCCCACACAUCGCAAGUUCAGCGUGAUCGCCAUGAAGGAUCCAGCGGACGGUCGCCCCAAGUUCUUUGUCAUGAUCGGGCAUUCGUUUGGCCUGGUGUCGGCGGUCUACAACUAUAACCGCCGUUCGGCGGCCAUCAACGAGAUCCUCACGAAGGUCUUUGAGAUCCUUGCCUUCAACUUCUACGACGACAAGUACGGGUUCGAUGAGGUUGACAGAGUGGACGAGGCCCACCGGAUCGCGAUCGCGGUGCACUGGUGGUUGGGCGCUCGCUUCGAUUCCAAGAAGCUUCAGUGCUCGUCGUCCCCGACGAUCUUGGGAGUGACAUACAAUCUCAAAGAUAUGAUCUUGGAGAUCAAGGAUGAUCGCAAGCAGGAGCUGGCAGCGGCGAUCGAGGAGAUCCUGGAGAAGGGCUCGCUAGAUCCGGGCUCGGCUGGAAAGCUGAAAGGCAAGCUCAUGUUCGGUUCUAGCCAACUCUGGGGAAAGAUUGGGCGUGCUUUCUUCAGGCCUAUCUCGGAGAGGCAGUACAUGAAGGAUCGGGCCGACGAUCGAAUGUUGCUGAACUCUGCGCUUAGGCGAUCGCUGACUCAGUGGAAGUUCCUGAUCGAGCAUGGGCCUCCUCGGCCGAUUCCCCUAAGGGCUCCGAAGAAGUGUGACGUCGUGAUCUUCACCGAUGGCUUCACACCGGAUAUGAGGAAAAGUGAGCGGGGCCCAGAUCGGGUCGGCGCAGUAAUGUUGGAUCGUCGCCUGCUGCACCCUGUACAGUUCACAGAGACGAUACCGAAACGGGUCUCUCGAGCAUGGAUCCCAAGGACGACCCAGAUCGUGCCGAUCGAAAUGAUCGCACCGGUGCUGGCUCUCGAAACGUUCAAGGAGAGCGUGAGGGAUCGAGAUGUGUUGCUUUUGAUCGAUUCUGAGCCGGUUGAGGCUGCGCUCGUGAAGGGCUACUCCGCGAAGGAGGAUCUUUCCUCUUUGAUUGAGGUGUUCUGGAACUUGGCUCUCGAGCUACGAGCCAACAUUUUCAUUGAUCGGAUUUCGUCGGAUUCAAACCCGGCCGAUUGGCCAUCUCGUGAUCUGAUGUCGCUCGGCGAAGCUGUCGGCUGGAUCACGGUGAAUUGUUCAUGGCCGGGCCGUCUCGCUGACAGCAAUUGA
Messenger RNA from Symbiodinium natans, 4179 nucleotides. NCBI's taxonomy places the organism in Eukaryota, Dinophyceae, Suessiales, Symbiodiniaceae. The record is from the annotation of a GenBank genome assembly.